AUGGCGACGCUGGUGCAGCCGCCCGUGCUGCACGCCCGCGCCGUGAGCGGCGGCGGCGGCGGCGGAGGGAACAAGGACAAGGUGGCGCAGCGGCCGUGGUGGGGCGGGAACAAGCCCGUCUCGCCGCGCCAGCCGCGGCAGUCGGGCGGGAGCGGGGCGCGAGGAGGCGCGGGCACCGGCGGCGCGCUGGACCAGGUGCUGGGCGUGCUCCGCCGCGACGGCGAGUUCCUCCAGGCCGCCGCCGGCGCCCGCUCCGCGACGUCUUCUGGCUUCGCUUCCUCGAGAAGAAGCAGCGGAAGCAGCAGCAGGCGAGACCUAAGCCCAAGCCUCUGCGACAGAAGCAGCAGGAGGAGGUGGUAG
Messenger RNA from Miscanthus lutarioriparius, 360 nucleotides. NCBI's taxonomy places the organism in Eukaryota, Viridiplantae, Streptophyta, Magnoliopsida, Poales, Poaceae. The record is from the annotation of a GenBank genome assembly.